This is a messenger RNA of Drosophila suzukii, 975 nucleotides long. NCBI's taxonomy places the organism in Eukaryota, Metazoa, Arthropoda, Insecta, Diptera, Drosophilidae. The record is from RefSeq and is a predicted model, not a curated record.
AUGCUUUUGGGAUCGUUGCUCCUGCAUACGGAUGCGGUACUCAUCAUGGCAGUCGUUGGAUCCUUUCGGUCAGGUACUCCAGAUCCUGAUGGUGUGGAUACACCCAAAUCCCUAAUCGAGGCCUUCGCCAAAGAGCAGAGAAGGAUCUGGAUGACCGCUACCAAUGCCUACCAACAGUCCAAAAGAAUCUACCUGUGCCAGGGAUCUCAGAUCCUGAAAGAGGGGCUCAAUAACCUGGCAGCUACCGAGUUGCAGGCCAAGAACGGGCAGGGUUUAUUCGAUGGCCUCAAUAAGUCCCUUUCCAAUUGGGAGAUCACAGGGUCUUGGGUGCCUAAUGCUCAAUUGUUUAUUUUGGCAGUGGUUGUGGUGACUUUACAUAAACAUAGUAAUAGAUUAAUAAUUAUAUAUUUAUUUUCAGCCUAUGGACCAGCCAUACACAUUAGUUCGGGGCUUCUCCAGUUGGCCCCCGAUUCGGAGCAACCUCAACUGCUGCUGGUGCCCAAUGUCUACUCCUCGUCACUGGGAAAUCCCUGGCCGCAUUUCUAUGUGGACACCUUGACGGCUUCGCACCUGCCACACUCAUCGAUUCCAUCGAUUCCAACUAUCCCAUUGACCCCUUCGAUCAACGAACCGCGCAUCGUGGUCAAUGACAAUGUGGACUUUUCGCAGAUCAAAUUGCCCCAGCAUAAAGUAGUCCAUUCCCAUGGACGCUAAAUGGGUUCAUCGAGAAACUAUUUACAAACCUUCAUAAAUUAUAUGGUUCAUUUGUGUAGUGCUUAAGGUUUUUUUUUAACUUUUUUGUUUUCUGGUAUUUUAUUUCUUACACAGACACUUAAUAAACUUGCUAUAAAAAUAUUUUGUGAAAUGUUUUUGGGCUUAAUUGCAAUAUUAAUGUGUGCCUAAUCAUAUAGGAAUGAAACUUUGCCAGGGGUCUACGCAAAAAAUCAUGAAAAAUCUGCAUAGGCAAAUGCCAAA